Messenger RNA from Pyricularia pennisetigena, 405 nucleotides. RefSeq lists its product as uncharacterized. The coding region runs from base 1 to 405 and encodes 134 amino acids. NCBI's taxonomy places the organism in Eukaryota, Fungi, Ascomycota, Sordariomycetes, Magnaporthales, Pyriculariaceae. The transcript is spliced from 2 exons. The record is from RefSeq and is a predicted model, not a curated record.
AUGCCCCGAUCAAAUAUAGAAACCGGACUACGGCGUGGUGCCAGGGCCUCGUUGUUGCUCUGCGCUACCAGCAGCUUGACGACCAGACUGCUGGGGCUGUCAUGGAAAACCCUCACCUCGACGACAGGAGCUACGCUGUUGGUUGGCUUUGCGCUGUCGAGGCCACGAUGCCUCACUGUUGACUCUAUAGCAGGAGCUCACGCCCUGUCCAGCAUACGAAGCGAUCUCAUAUCUAGAGUUUUUCAUCUAUCACCUACCGUUCUGCCCGCUCUUUACCAGCUCAGUAGCUACUACCAAACGCGCUAUCUCUGGAUCGACUCCAUCUGCAUCAACCGGCGCGACGCCUAUGAGAAAGGAUCUCAGAUCACACUGAUGCGGGACAUACGUGACCGUCUGGCUGGAUAG